This is a messenger RNA of Chelmon rostratus (copperband butterflyfish), 5149 nucleotides long. RefSeq names its product zinc finger protein 184. Gene Ontology annotation, cellular component: nucleus. The coding region runs from base 309 to 3794 and encodes 1161 amino acids. Gene Ontology annotation, molecular function: DNA-binding transcription factor activity, RNA polymerase II-specific; RNA polymerase II transcription regulatory region sequence-specific DNA binding. The record is from RefSeq and is a predicted model, not a curated record. Gene Ontology annotation, biological process: regulation of transcription by RNA polymerase II. Lineage: Eukaryota; Metazoa; Chordata; Actinopteri; Chaetodontiformes; Chaetodontidae. The transcript has 2 exons.
GACUGACACUUUCUCGGGUCGCUUUGUGCCUGGAUAUCGAGUGGCUCACGGCUGCAAACUGCUCUGAAAAGAAGAGAAAGCAAGGUCCUCAUUAUCAGCUCAGCUCCCAGGCCGGCGCAUGCUUGUACAAAGUGCUAAGCAGCCACGCAACGACAGAGCAUAUGUUAGCUUUAAGCUAGUCUCGACUAGCUAGUUGAGCAGCGGUCAGUGCAUGGCUACGCAGAGACCAGUCUUGACUCUCUCCCACGCAGAUACCUGAAGACAAGAGAUGCAAUGAGGAAGACCUGGACUCCAGGUGGGGAGAGGAAAUGAAGGCAAAAGAACUGACUCAGCCUGCGCCUGAAUCUCACUCAUCAGGGCACACGGAGUCUGGCGGCCUUGUUAAUUCUGAAAAAGUAGGCGGAACAAAUUGUCAAGACAGUGAGCGCACAUCGCCGCAGGUAGGCAUGGAGGCAAAGUCUCAAAUGACAUCUGCAAGCGUGUGCAGCUCUACGACAGACAGUCAUGGACAGCCUGUGGAGGUCCGCAGGAAACGUGGGCGUCCUCGUAAAAUAAAACCGCUGGUGACUGAAAACAAAAAAGAUCCAGAGUCUGCUGGUCUUGGUGCAGUUCAGCAUAAGGAGAUCAGCACAACAAUACCUUUGCCAACAUGCUUAGAGAACCACAACAGUGAUGAUGUACCUAACGGUCCCUUAAUCAAUAAUUCACCUCAUAAUGAUGUGUCUGGUCCUCAUACUGUCUCUGAUGGUAAAGCUGGAGAUGGCGUCCCUGUGCUGCCAAAGAGAAAAAGAGGAAGACCAAGAAAAACUGAAAUUGCAGCCUUUAAAACUAUGGUUGCUAAGUCUGCUGCUGCUAGUACACGUUCUGCUAAUGCUAAUAAUGUAAGCGGUCCUGCACGGAGACUGAGGAGUAGAGGGGAACAACAGCCUUCAACACAAGAUGGGAACGCUGUAUCUGAUAGCAAAGUAGAACCCAAGCAAACUGAAAUGACUCCUACAGCAAGUAGUAAUGCAUUGAACUUUCCAGGUAUUAAAAGAAGAAGAAGGGCUAAACCUGCUGAUCAGCAAGUUCCAGCUAAAGUAUCCAGACUGGAUGAUUCCCAGGAGGCCACGUCGCUGUUCAGCAAUGACACGGGCUGUGAGGAGAGAGUGGAGAUGGAUAAGCAGGCAGAACUAAACACUGACAAACAAGAGACUGAUACCGAAGGGAAGGGCGAUCAGUUCUCCCUGCAGUCUGAAGAGGUGCAGGAGCAGCAGACAGGACUAAAGGAAGAUGCAUUACCACAAAGAAAACUGCAUUCCCAGCCAGAGACUGAGUCUGAAGUCACUCCUUCAGGGAGUUUGAACAGUCUAAACUUGGUGAGCCCAACUCAGAGUGAUGACGCCAAAAUAAAACAGUCAGGUGACAUGAAUGGCAGCAAGGAGUCACAAUUCACAAACAGCCUUGAAUCUCCAAAGAACACAGAUUUGCAGAAUACAGAGCCCUCUGGCACAGAUAUUGUAACAUCCUCUGAACAACCACCCAAACCUGUUGGGGUCCUUCCUGCUGUGAAAGCUGAGAAUGUAGAGGUAGAGAUAGACACGAAUCCGGUGUCAGAGCGAAAUACUCUUAAAUCUGUUCAAUGUAAUGCCAACACCACAGUUAGAUCUGAGGGUUCAAACAUUCAACAAAUAGUUUUCAGGCGCAAGAGAGGUGGCAAGAGAAGGAGGAGAGUUAGUAAUGUUUUGUUACAGAGACCGCAUCAUGUAGUGGGCCAUGAAGGCAGCGAUGGCGCUCAACAAACAACAGACUGUGAUGGUGAGGUGGUGGAGGACAACUCAAAUGACAAUGCAAAUGUUGUCUACACUAAAAAAGGGGGUAAAACUCUGUUAAAAUGUGGUUACUGCGGUCACACAUUUAAAUUUUUGUCUCAGUUCAUCAUCCAUCAGCGCAUUCAUACCGGAGAAAGACCUUUUAAAUGCCCAGAAUGUGGCAAAGGUUUUAGCAAAAACUCCAACUUAAACCUUCAUCUCAAGACACACAGAAAGAGCAACAUGUACAAAAAAUGCCCAUUUUGCAAGAUCAAAUUCUCAUGCUCUGAGUAUGCCUCUCAUAUGAAGAUGCAUGAACAUGUGCUGGACCAGGACUCUGACCACCAACCUGAGAAAUGCAGCAGAGAGAACGAGCAUGAAAACAGUCCUGGACGUCAUAGAUCAGUUUCCCCAGAAAAGAGAGAAAGGAAAGAGUGCCAGUACUGUGGUAAAACAUUUCGGUUUCAGUCUGCCCUCAUAAGACACGUACGUGUCCACACCGGAGAGAAGCCUUAUAAAUGCGAUAUAUGUGGCAAAGCUUUCGGUCAGGCCUACUUCCUCCGAGUUCAUGAGCUGACACACUGGUCUGUGAAGCGUUACAACUGCACACGUUGUGAAAAGUCAUUUACUCAUUAUAGCAAUGCAAAGAAUCACACUUGCAGACCUUCGGGAAGCGGUGAUGAGUUACAACCCAACAGACGCGUAAAGCCCUCACUGACGUACACGUGCCACAUCUGCAAGAACGUUUUCGACCAUCUGCAGGAGUUUAACAGCCACAUGAGAGCCCACACCGGUGCAAAGCUUUAUCGCUGCUUGUAUUGUGACAAGCUGUUUGGUGUGCUGUCUGAAUUUAACUCCCAUCGCAGUCAAUGCAGAGGAGAGCGAAACGCCUCCGGCUCUGCGAUAAAGGAGGAAGAGACAAUGUCGUUGAUACAGUACACCGUGCCUGCACUCCGGUGUUCGUCAAGGCAGAAUUCAGCUACUCCUCUCACAGCUGCAAAUUGUGAAACACAGAAAAAGCCAUCACAGAGCAGCCGCAAGAAGCGCGUUGCCAACUUAAAGAAGCCGUUCCAGUCAACCGUCAUACCGGCUCACCCUCUCUCGCACCUCGUGUCAAAGUUAAACGACCUAGAUAACCGUUCAGAUCCCAGGAAAUAUUUGUGUCCCAGGUGUGGGCGACUGUUCAGGCACAUGGGCAGACUCCGAGCCCACAUGCUCACUCAUGCCCCCGGUCAGAGUUACACCUGUGCCUGUUGUGGUAAGACUCUAGAAAACUGGAAGAAACUGUGGCAUCAUCAGAGAAUCCAUCGACAGAGACGCGGCCGCUUCACAUGUCCUCAGUGUGGCCAAGGUUUUCGUUUUGUGGAGCCAUACAAGAAACACAUGAGCGAGCACCCAGAGUUCCAGUGGAUUCAAGUCAGGCCCAAGAAAGUCUUUCUCCCUUAUCAGUGUGAGCAGUGCAGAUGCAGAUUUAGGACUCUAGAUUUGCUGUUUAGUCACCAGCUUUGCCAUUCCUCAAUGCAAGAUGUGCACAAGGACUCUGAUUUCGAUUUAUCCAUAGAUGAUCACACGACACAGUCUAACAAGAAGAUGUUCAGCCCUCCCACAAAUAAACAUAUGGCGACACUACAUCCAGAACCUGAGGAAAACAGCUCUUCUCUGAGUCCCUUAUCCAGAUAUCCAGACCCAGUCCCUCAAGAGUCGCCUCCAGCGCCUGGGAUUUCUUUUGUCCAGGAUCAGGGUCUUGAUUUGGGUAAAACUUCUUAUCUUUCAGACAGCACAGAUUCGAUCGAAGACAGAGAAACCAGUCAUUAUAGAACAGAUGAAAAUGUACUUGCAAAACUCUUUACUCCUUUGAGAACUGUCAAACAUGUCACCCAGAAUGCUAGCAUAUCAAAUGAAGGGUCUUCAGACGGUGUUAAGUGUGCUGUGUGUGGUAAUGCAUAUCCUGCCAUUUCAGACCUUUAUCACCACUAUUUGCAGCAUGCAAGAGGCCAGGUGUAAUAACCUUUCUAUAUGUACAUCGACUUUUUUUUACAUUCUUAAACACGGGGAGGAAAAUGAAGAAGCUGUUGAACUGCAGGAAAAGUUGGAGCAGAAAUGCAUCGAAAAGGAUUUAAAAGAUUUCUUUACAGUCACACUGAAUGUACAAAAUAAUAGAGACAGUCUGUUGAAGCUGAGAAGGCAACUUUAAGUAGAAGCCACUAACAUUUCUUUGGUUUAAAGUUAAAUUUCUGUCCAUGAGAAAAGGCAGAGGAGAUGUGGAUAGAGAGAAAUUUUGAAAUUUGAGACCGGUGGAUUGUGCCACAGGGGGCUGCAACUCUGUCAGAAAGAUGCCCAAAGUGUUAUGUACAUUCAGCGUAUUAAUGCAGAGCCAGAAGCAGCCCUGGGACGAUGUAAUCAGCUUUUCAACAACAUAAGCAUUGAAACAGAAAUGAUACUCUAUGUAAAUGACCAAUUAUGGAAAAUAAGAGUUUGAUCCAAAAAAAAAUUAUGCAAGUGAAAUAACCACUGAAACAUUUUGAGCUCUCCUUCGUCCUCGUUGCCCUGCAACCUGCUGGCAUCUCCAUGUAUGUUUUAACUUGACAAAGUCCACUGCACUUUGAGAAUGGGACAAAAUCACCGACUGAUCCGAGGGUUGGGUGGAUUCACUCCUUAUUGCUGUGAAUUUGGCAGAACUGACAGAACUUGUUGGUGCAGAUUUUUCACUCAGAUUUCAUUACAUGUCUUUUCAGUGAAUAGUGCGACCAAUUAAUUGAACAGUGUGUAGUUUUACAAAUUUUAGACAUUGUCACCUCAUCUUGGUACAUGCAUCGACCACUGUGAAUUUUAUAUGAAAUAUGUGUUUCAAAUCACGCAGGUUGUUUCUUGACUCAUACAUGUGAACGUGAAUCUUUCACUCAAGAUGUUUCAGAGGAAGCUUCCACUGACUUCUAAUUUGUUUUGUUCUUCUCUCCAACAAAGGCAUGUAUCAGCUUUUUGUAUUUAAAAUUUUAAAGUGAACGUCGGGUUUUCUCAUUCACAUGUUUGUCAGAGAGUUUGCUCUUUUUGUGGACUUGAAAUAUGAUGGCUGAAAGUAUUAAAAAAAAAAAAAAAAAGGAAUAAAUGAAAUAUGCUGACAAACGCACAUUCCACACCUGAGAUGCUAAGUGCAGCAGGAGUGUUGUUGAACAUCCGUUACCACUUCCUGUUUUGGGAAAAAUACUACAUUUUCACGCUUCAGCGUUACGCUUGAUUUUGGUGGAAUCAUGAAAAAAUAACAUUUGGAAAGGUGUUUCCCACCUGGAUACCCUGCUCUGUUGUGUAUGAUCUUAUGCUAUAGUUUGUCUUAAAACCAAUAAAGGUCACUUUUGUAUGGA